Messenger RNA from Paramecium pentaurelia, 433 nucleotides. The record is from the annotation of a GenBank genome assembly. Lineage: Eukaryota; Ciliophora; Oligohymenophorea; Peniculida; Parameciidae.
AUGAACUUUGCAGCUACAUUAGGGUCUGUAGCGUGUGUAAUAAAUGAGUAUUAUUCUAUAUAUAGCAUAGUGCCUUAAAUAAAUGAUAGUGAUGGUACAUUUAUAUCUACUGAACUUAGAUGGAGCUUCUCAGCUAUUCUUAUUUUUUUUUUUCCUUUUUGGAAAAGGGAAUCAAGAUUUUGGCGGAUUUUUGUUAUUUGCCCUAAUAAAUUAUUUAUAUUUUCAUUUUUAUUUGAUUGAUGGAAGAGGCAAAACUAAUAAUAAUUAGUUGCUAUGUACCACAAUAAAUAUGGAUAUUCUGUCGUUCAUUUAGAGAAUUAAAAUAAUUUGCCAAAUAUACAAACCAAAGCACCAAAUACUAAAAUAAAAAAUUAGCAAAGGAUCUUCCUGUAAAUUAGGAGGAGGGAGUAGAUCUUCCAGAAAAUUAAGAUGA